This is a messenger RNA of Ostreococcus lucimarinus CCE9901, 1371 nucleotides long. RefSeq lists its product with no specific name. Gene Ontology annotation, cellular component: cytoplasm. The coding region runs from base 1 to 1371 and encodes 456 amino acids. The record is from RefSeq and is a predicted model, not a curated record. Gene Ontology annotation, molecular function: oxidoreductase activity, acting on NAD(P)H; flavin adenine dinucleotide binding. NCBI's taxonomy places the organism in Eukaryota, Viridiplantae, Chlorophyta, Mamiellophyceae, Mamiellales, Bathycoccaceae. The transcript has a single exon.
AUGAGCAAACCGACGACGUCCCGCUCGCCGCGCCCCGCACACGCCGCCUCCGACCGGUCCUCCAUGUCUCGCUCCAUCGUCGUCGUCGGCGGUGGUAACGCCGCGGGCUAUCUCGUCCGCGCGUUGGUGAGCGCCGAUCCGACCCUGGGCGCGCGAACGCUCGUCAUCGGUGCCGAGGACGUCGCGCCGUACGAGCGUCCCGCGCUCACCAAAGGAUUCCUGCACAAAGAAAGCCCGCCGCGUCUGCCCGGUUUCCACACCUGCGUCGGCGGCGGCGGCGAGCGACAAACGCCAGAGUGGUACGAACAGCACGGGGUGGAACUGAGGCUGAACACGACGGUGACGGCGGCGGAUUUCAAGAGCCGUACGGUGACGACGAGCGCGGGCGAGUCGAUCGGCUACGAAACGUUGGUCCUCGCCACGGGAUGCGGCGUCAUUCGGCUUCCCGAAGCCAUCGGGGGGACGUUACCGGGAGUUCACUACGUGCGGAACAACGCCGAUGGACUCGCGCUCGUGGAAGCGAUGGACAAGGCGACGAAGGCGGUUGUCGUCGGCGGCGGGUACGUCGGUUUGGAAGUCGCGGCGUCGUGCGCCACGCGCGGAUUGAAGCCGGAGGUGGUGAUGAUGGAGCCGCACGUCAUGGCGAGGCUUUGGAACGCCGAUAUCGCGCAGCAUUACGAGCGAUUGUACGAAACUCGGGGUACGACGUUUCACAGGUCGAGUAAGCUCAAGGCAAUUUUGGCCGACGCCGACGGCAAGGCGCGCGGGAUUGAAUUAGAGUCUGGCGCGGUGAUCGACGCCGAUUUAGUCGUCGUGGGCGUCGGCGCGACCGCGCCCGUGCCUUUCACCGGACUGGACGCCCCCGAAGGACGCGUGGGUGGGAUCAAGGUGGACUCGCGAUUCCGCGCUUCUGGCGCGGACGUCGCGCCCGGUAGCGUGUACGCCAUCGGCGACAUCGCGGCGUUCCCACUCAAGCUCGCCGACAACGAGAUCGUCCGCAUGGAACACGUCAAGCACGCGCGCGACAGCGCCACCUUGGUCGGUAACAUCAUCGCCGGCAAAUCCGACGACGAGUACGAUUACACGCCCUUCUUUUACAGUCGCGUCUUCGAGCAUCCCGGCACCGAGCGCGCCGUCAACUGGGUCUUCCACGGCUUACAGCGCGGUGAAAUCAUCACCAUAGGCAAUCUCGACCCCACGCUCGCCGCGUUCUGGAUUGACGACGGCAAGUGCGUCGGCAUCAUGCUCGAAUCCGGCGCCCCCGAGCGCGUCGCCGCGCUCGCCGCCGCUGUUCGCGCCCGCAAAUCCGUCGACGUCUCCGCGCUCCGCGCGUGCGCUUCCGUCGACGACGCCCUCGCGUUGGUCCUUUAA